Messenger RNA from Mytilus californianus (California mussel), 3432 nucleotides. Its product is annotated as atrial natriuretic peptide receptor 1-like. Gene Ontology annotation, molecular function: guanylate cyclase activity; protein kinase activity; peptide receptor activity. Gene Ontology annotation, cellular component: membrane. The transcript is spliced from 25 exons. NCBI's taxonomy places the organism in Eukaryota, Metazoa, Mollusca, Bivalvia, Mytilida, Mytilidae. The record is from RefSeq and is a predicted model, not a curated record. Bases 1 to 3081 code for a protein of 1026 amino acids. Gene Ontology annotation, biological process: protein phosphorylation; intracellular signal transduction; cGMP biosynthetic process.
AUGGAAAAGAUACAGCUGAAAUUGGUGAUUCUGGUGAUUUUUAAACUAAUUUACAUAUCUUCAGCUAACGUGACAAAUGUUUUAGUACUGUUACCUGGAAAAAGAGGAAAUUUUUAUUUCCCAUUUGGAAUGGAACGUGCCGGAGCUGCAGUGAGUCUUGCCGUGGAUGACGUUAAGAACGAAGGACUAUUGCCAAACCAUAAUCUGACCAUACAAUACGAGGAUACUCAAUGUAAUGAUGUCUAUGGACUGGGUAAAACGAGUGAUUUGCUAGCACAGACAAGAUACCACGUGAUAAUUGGACCACAGUGCUCAGGAGUAUGUAGCCACGUAUGCCGGUUGGCCGCCUACUACAAUAUACCGUGUUUCUCUGGAGUUUGUCAAGACACUGAGAUGCUUAACAAAAAUACCUUUAAGACGUUGACAAGAUUUCUUGGAACAUUUGACAAGGUUGGUCUCGCUACGACAGGAUUGAUGGAUGCGUUUGGAUGGAAGCGCUUCAGUGUCAUAAGUCAGUAUCAUGUAGACAAGAUUUGGAUGCUGACCCGUGACGCCAUAGAUGAAAUAGCAACGAAAAAGAAUAUGACGAUUGCAGCAGUCCAUACAUAUGGCUCAGAGGGUGAACAAUCAUUACCGGAAAUAGUGAAAAAUGUUGCUGCAGAAUCAAGAAUUAUCGUUUUGGCGGUGAGAGGUGAAACUCUGCGGGAAGUAAUGCUCUUGGCACAUGAAAUGGGAAUGACCAAUGGAGAUUACCAAUUCAUUUGUAUAUAUUACUACUCUCAACGAAAUGUAUUUGGCGAUAUAUCUUGGAAAAUGAAUAACAGUGACGAUAAUAUUGCUAAAGAGGCUUACAAAAAUAUAAUUUUUGUGUCUUACUACACUCCGAGAACGUAUGAAUACGCACAGUUUAUAGAAAAAGUCAAACAGAGAUCCCAUGACAUAUUCAAUUAUACAUAUGCGGUGGACGAAGAAGUACCCUACCCUGCUGCAAAUUUAUACGAAGCAAUGUAUGGAUUUGUUCUUUCUUUGAACCUAUCACUUAGUAAUAACACGGAUAUACAUGAUGGAGAAACCAUAGCUCAUCGUCUUUGGGGAAACCAGUACCAGACUAUUACUGGAAAUAUAUCGCUGAAUAGCAACGGUGACAGACAACAAGGUUACAAGUUUGAGCAAAUUGGUGACGACGACAACUUUACUUUAACAGUAGUGGGAUAUUACUUCAGCGACAAAGGACAAUUUACGGAAAAUGAUGAAGAUCCGAUAAAAUGGAUCAGUUCGGAUCCUCCAAAGGACCACCCAUACUGUGGUUUUAAUGGUGAAUACUGUGCUAAAGGAUUAUCCCAACAGUCAAUCAUUCAAAUUAUCACUGGUUGCUUCAUUGCUGUUGUGCUGCUGAUUAUCUGCUUAAGUGUCAUCAUACAGAAAGUUGUAGCUAGGAAAAUAAAAACAAAAGAAAGUGAAAGUAUAUGGAGAAUUAAAAGGUCUGAGUUGUCCAUAACCGAACGGUCUAUGUGGUCAAUGUCGAGGGUAUCAAUUCGAUCAGACCCGUCCGAGGAAACGGUAGAUACCAGAAUGACAAAAACUGCAUACUACAAGGGUUCACUUGUAUCCAUUAGAUCGUACACAAAGAUGCAAUCAGAUAAAAUGCCGAAUUUUAAGGAAUUGCGCCAGAUGAGAGAGCUGGAUCAUAAUAAUAUCGUAAAGACGGUUGGCUUUGUAAUAGACCCACCAGAGCUGUUAUACGUAUCAGAGUUUUGUUCUAAAGGAAGUCUGAUGGAUAUUCUGGAGAACGAGGACAUAAAUUUGGAUUGGGACUUCAAGUACUGUCUUAUGUGGGACAUUCUAGAGGGGUUAGAAUACUUAUCCAGAAGUUGUUUACGCUAUCAUGGAAAUCUUAAAAGUUCAAAUUGUUUAGUGGACGGUCGGUUUGUUUUAAAGCUAGGUGAUUAUGGACCACGCGAAUGGCUAAAAUACAAGGACUUAUCAGAUAGAGACAGACUAUGGUCAGCACCAGAGAUAAUAAAAGGGUUUCAUCUUUUAACUCAAGCUGCUAAUCAAGCCGCAGAUAUAUAUUCUGUUGGAAUUAUACUUCAUGAGAUUUUACAUCGUAAUGGACCAUUCGGAGUUGAAUGCUUGGACAUGUCAACAUAUGAAAUGGUUGAUAAAGUUAAGAUCGAUACCAUUCCUCCAUUCAGACCUGUAUUUGACCCAUCCCUUUGUCCUCAGAAAUUGAAGACUAUUAUUGAAAGUUGUUGGGCAUCAAAUCCUUUCGAACGGCCAUUGCUGAAGGAUGUAUCAAAAGCAAUCAAUUCUAUUACAGGCUCAAAGUUAAAAGCAAAAAACCUUUUAGAUAAUUUACUCAAACGAAUGGAACUAUAUGCGAAUAAUUUAGAAGGGAUAGUAGAAGAAAGAACAACAAAAUACCUCCAAGAGAAACAGAAGGCAGAGAAUCUCCUAUAUAGACUUCUGCCUCAAUCAAUAGCACACCAGAUACAAGUACAGGGUACAGCUGAUCCAGAAUCAUUUGACAAUGUGACAAUAUUGUUCACUGAUAUUGUACAGUUCACAACUUUAUCAGCAGAAUCAUCACCAAUGCAGAUAAUUGACAUGCUGAACUCAUUAUACUCAGGCUUUGAUGAAAUAAUCAACGAAUUUGAUGUUUAUAAGGUUGAAACAAUAGGUGAUGCUUAUAUGUGUGUUUCUGGACUACCACAAAGAAAUACUUACCACUAUUUUGAAGUCUCGAAAAUGAUUAUGUCUAUAAUGAGAUAUGUUAGCACAUAUGAAAUCAAACAUAAACCUGGACGAAAGCUUCAGAUGAGAGCAGGUGUACAUUCAGGAUCCUGCGUUGCCGGUGUAAUUGGUGUAAAGAUGCCUCGUUAUUGUCUCUUUGGAGACACUGUAAAUACAGCUGCAAGGAUGGAAAGUUCAGGAGAAGCUUCAAAGAUACAGAUAAGUGGUGCAACAGCUGCGCUCCUAAAAACGGACCCAUCCUAUACAGUAUUACCUAGAGGAGAAAUUCUUGUCAAGGGCAAAGGCAUUAUGAUGACCUACUGGUUGGAAUGGGAGACAAAUAUUUGAAAUAUUACAAAGAGAAUACCUUAUGAUUUUGAAACAUCACGCCAAUGUCAUGGUUUGAAUCUAUUGGAGAGGUCGAUGACAAAACAGCGAUUUUUGUUUUCCAUAGAGUAACUAAUAAUAUCAUGAAAACUAUUAACAAAUUGCUGUAGUGCCUGAAUAGCGAACAUUGAAAAAAAACAAUGUCAAACCAAAUCAUAUAAUAUGCCUGGAUAAAUCUGUACCAUGUAAUAUGAGAAGUGCAUAAACUUGCAGACAAUCAAAUGUCUCGUUAAAAGCAAAUUGCUCCAGUGGUAGGUACAACAACAAUUUAUGUUAAACAGCUCGAUUAGAAUAUAAACCAUGUUCCUCUUU